Molecule: messenger RNA, 852 nt
Organism: Eubalaena glacialis (North Atlantic right whale)
Lineage: Eukaryota; Metazoa; Chordata; Mammalia; Artiodactyla; Balaenidae
Gene: C5H4orf36
Product: chromosome 5 C4orf36 homolog
Exons: 4
Coding region: 276-629 (117 amino acids)
Source: RefSeq, a predicted model, not a curated record
CUCCCCUCACCUCUCCUCCCCCUCCCCCUUCUUUCCCCAUCCCCUUAAUUCCCCGGCUCCUCGCUCCGGGCCCUGCAGGCCGCUGGUUCCUCCCGGGGUCUCCGCGUCCGGCGGAGAGGAGACUCGUCCCGAAGAAGCGUGCGCUGGAAGGGAAGUGGGAGUGGUGCUUGAAGUCGGCCACGUUUUAAGUUCAGAGGGUUUUUUUUUGACAAAGUGAACAGAAUAUCUGAGUCAUUACAUCAGACAAUUAGGAAAUUGGACUGUAAUAAUUCACCAUGGCUUAUGGCUUGCCAAGAAAGAACGCAGUGGAAACCAUUUUGAGGUGCAAUUGUUAUAAAGUACAGGAACCCUGGGAACUUGUAUUACUCACAAAGACCUGGUACACAAACCUAGCCAACAUCAAAUUGCCUUUCUUGGAAGAAAUUGCAUUUGGUAGUUCUAUACACCUCAAAAAAUGUAAAACCAUUAAGGAUGGUCUGCUCCCUUCAGCAGAAUCCAUCCAACUUGAAAGGGAGUAUGAAAUGAAGCGCUUGAAUAACCUGAAAUGUGAGGAAAAUGCAGCCGAGGAAAUUCAGUUUUCCCUAAGGGAAAGGCCAGUUGGUUUGAGAAGACCUCUCCCACCUAAGUGACAGUCAUCUCAUAGUUGAAUCUGUACUCUGUGCUUUCUGCAUCCAAAGAGGAUGAAGGGCUCUGACCUUCCACUGUGUGAAGUUUGGUGCAGUCAUCUGAAUGCCCCCUGGUGGAUGAGCCAGCUCCCGUGGGUUAAUUGACAGCUCUGAACAGAUCUUCUGGGUCCCAGUCAUGUAUUUGUACCUUUGUAUCACAGCAACAGUACUGUAAAUAAAUGAAAAU